Molecule: messenger RNA, 2366 nt
Organism: Ipomoea nil (Japanese morning glory)
Lineage: Eukaryota; Viridiplantae; Streptophyta; Magnoliopsida; Solanales; Convolvulaceae
Product: protein LNK2-like
Exons: 6
Coding region: 106-1878 (590 amino acids)
Biological process (GO): regulation of DNA-templated transcription; circadian rhythm
Source: RefSeq, a predicted model, not a curated record
CACUGCCACUCUUUAAACCCCACGCCACCUUAGUUUUCUCUGUACACUCUGUUGCAAUCACCCGCCAAAACUUCCCUCCGUGCUAAUCUCCGGCGAGGAUUUUCCAUGGAUGAUUACGGUAACUCCCUGCAUUGGAAGCGUUCAGUCGUUGAUUCGCCGUUGAGCGGCAAAGAAUCGCCGGUGCGCCCCGGUGAGGUCUUUCAAUUUGGAGCUGAUAAUUCAUUCGGCUGUUCGUUUUCGUCUCCGCUUGAUUGGAACGACGAACAGUUAAGAGAUUUAAUGGAGGGUGACAAUGGUGAUAGUGGGGAUCAUGUUGUUCCAUAUCCGUUUCAAAGUGACAGAAAUGUUCCAUCUGCAGAGGGAGAAGUCAUCAUAAAUCAAAACGAUGAAAAAGCUUCAAAUCUCAAACCUUCUGACAAGAAGAAAUCAUUUGAUUUACAUAACACUAAGCAUGCUGCAAAUGAAGCUCUUCCUGCAUCACCGUUCAUGGUGGACUCAUGGCCCGAUCUUUACAUGUCAAAAACCGACCAGGAUUUAUCGUGUGCUUUAGAAUCUGACAAUGCAGCAGGAACUCUUGAUAGAACAGGUGAACUGGACUCUGAUUCGGGGUUUUUUCAGAAGCUGGAUGGGAACGUAUCUAAUAUGGAAAUUCUUGAUGAUCUUGAUACGAUCCUUAGCAAUUAUAAUCCAGAUUUUUGCCAGACAAGCCUUCCGAGUACUCAGCUAUUACACAACCAGCUUUCGACCAGAGGCUGUGAAAACAUGAAUGAUUUCAUCACACCAAAUAUUUCUUCACAAGCAUUUCCCGAACCCUUUAUAAAGGAAAAGAUAGAUUUGGAGUUUGGCGGGAAAGCACCAGCAUUCAGUAUGGAGCUUGACACUGGUUUUGCUGCAAUGCCUGAUUCAUCCUUGGACGAAGUAUUCUUCGAAGCUCAUUCUAAAUCAAAAGAAGAUCAUGAAGCUAAUCAAUUUCAGGAUUUAUUCAGAUACCAACCAAUUUCCUUUGAUAAACUUAACAAUCACUAUAUAUCAAUGAACCAACCGUGUCCAUCUGUCGCCUUUCCUCAACCAGUGCAGUCUCGCUAUAAUUCCAAGUCUACCCCAUAUCCAUCUGUUCUCCUUCCUCAGCCAAUGCAGCUUCACUACAAUACUGGGUCUAUGCCAUAUCCAGGUUCUGAGUUGGCUUCUUCUGUAUCCAUGGACUUUGCUAGUCAGUAUAGCAUGCCUGGUUUGUCACAGUUCCGUGAUAAACAAGUUUACCAACAAUCAGUCCCUUGCAGCAGUUAUGCCUCUGCUCCUUACCGUUCAAAUGCUUUAAAGAUGUCAUCAGGUAGACCCAUGGAUGGUUUGGCAAUGACCCGAAAGACGAAAGUUGAAAGAUUAAGGAAACAGCAACAAAUGAGACCGAUGCUCGCAAUCCAGAAGGUGCAGCAGCAGUUUUCUGAUCAAGCAGUAUCCACAGACCAUUCUGUGGUGGCACGUGGGAAUUUCUUUGUCGAAGGAAAGUCACAAUUAGAACGGAAUGAUUCUAAUAUUGUUAACAUUGCAGCUGAUGAUCAUCCAGUGAAGGACCCAAUACUUUAUCAGCUUUGGGAAAUCAUUCAAAAGUUGGAUACCCGCGUGAAAGUCAAUAUCCGAGACAGCUUCUUUCGACUGGCUGAGAAUGCUAAACAGAGGCAGUAUGGUAACAACACAAACGGCAUGAACACGGACAGCAACACAUCAAUUGUCAACAAUGAAGACAUCAACAACAAUAAAGUGGAGACUGAAACAAAUCUAAUAGACCGUGGUGUUGCUCAUUUGCUGUUUCAUCAACAAUUAUCAGAAGAGUUCUAUUGUGAAGGCAACCCAUCUAGUUCAUUGAGCUUUGCCAGGUAGAGAGUACCCCAGAGCUGUGAAAUCUCUCCCCCUUCUAGCUUCCUCUGUGAAAAGGCAAGAACCCAAGAAUGACCCGUGUUUAGAGACAUCCAAUAUGCAUCAGACAAUGAAACUGCAGAUGGUGGAGUAUUGGGGUUGAAUCCUCUUGAUGAAGCUAUCACAUUUCCCAGUUCAUCCAAAUACGGUAACUGGCUUCUCUUCAUUGCUGACAGAUUUCUGUAGUAAUGAAAAGCUCCUCUUACAUCGCCAACCGACUAGACAACACUCAUGCAUGAUCAUAGAAGAAAAAGACGAAACGAGCAGACUGAUUAAGUACAAAGCAAUUACUGUUAGGCUAUUUUAAACCAUCAAUAAGCUGUCUUGAAAAUUACAGAGAGUCAUUUUGGACCGUGUCUUCAUACAUGUAUUUCCCAUUUAAAUUUGUUGUUGUCAGGAAGGGACAAUAACAGGUUUUGUCUAUGAAAAUGACGAUAAGAGUUCACUGUUGU